CUCCUCGCUCGCUCGCGCCCUCGCCUGCGCCGCGCCAAAACGCAUAAAAUUCCAUCACAACCAUUCGCCUUGUUCCCUCCCUCCCUCCCUCACCUCUCCCGCGCCCUCGCCAUGCCCGCGGCCGCUUCCUCUUGGCGUUUCUAGAUGGGCUCCUCCUCCCUCCUCCUCUUCCCCUCCUCCUCCUCCGCCUCUUAUUCCUCCUCCUCCUCACAUGCCAUCACCUCCUCUUCCUUACUGCCUCCUCUCCCCUCAUCCGACCACCACCACCACCUCCGCUACCUCCACCACCUAGAGGACCAACACCACGCCGCCGCCAUGGUCCGCAAGCGCCCCGCCUCCGACAUGGACCUGCCGCCGCCGCGCCGCCACGUCACGGGUGAUUUAUCUGAUGUCACGGCGGCCGCCGCGGCCGGGGCGCCGCCGAUGUCGUCUGCCAGCGCGCAGCUCCCCGCGCUGCCCACGCAGCUCCCGGCGUUCCACCAGACCGACAUGGACCUCGCCGCGCCGCCGCAGCACGCGCCGGAGGGAGGCGCGCCCAGCACGGCCUGGGUGGAUGGCAUCAUCCGCGACAUCAUCGCCAGCAGCGGCGCCGCGGUCUCCAUCGCGCAGCUCAUCCACAACGUCCGCGAGAUCAUCCGACCCUGUAACCCCGAUCUUGCUUCCAUCCUCGAGCUCCGCCUCCGCUCCCUCCUCGCCUCCGACCCCGCGCCGCCGCCGCCUCCUCCCCACCAGCCUGCUCUCCUCACCGAUGCCACGGCGCCCCCCGCCCCCGCAUCGGUCGCGGCGCUUCCUCCCCCUCCACCGCCGCAUGACAAGCGCCGCCGCGAGCCUCAGUGUCAGGAGCAGGAACCGAAUCCGCCGCAGUCGCCGAAGCCCCCCUCCGCGGAGGAAACCGCCGCGGCUGCCGCCGCCGCCGCAGCGGCGGCUGCUGCGGCCGCCAAGGAGAGGAAAGAGGAGCAGCGGCGGAAGCAGCGCGACGAGGAGGGCCUGCACCUGCUCACGCUGCUGCUGCAGUGCGCGGAGUCGGUGAACGCGGACAACCUCGACGAGGCGCACCGCGCGCUGCUGGAGAUCGCCGAGCUCGCCACGCCGUUCGGCACCUCGACGCAGCGCGUCGCCGCCUACUUCGCGGAGGCCAUGUCGGCGCGCCUCGUCAGCUCGUGCCUGGGGCUGUACGCGCCGCUGCCCAACCCGUCGCCGGCCGCCGCGCGCCUCCACGGGCGCGUGGCGGCGGCGUUCCAGGUGUUCAACGGAAUCAGCCCGUUCGUGAAGUUCUCACACUUCACGGCAAACCAGGCGAUCCAGGAGGCGUUCGAGCGGGAAGAGCGGGUCCACAUCAUCGACCUGGACAUCAUGCAGGGGCUCCAGUGGCCGGGGCUGUUCCACAUCCUGGCGUCGCGCCCCGGCGGGCCGCCCAGGGUGAAGCUCACCGGGCUGGGUGCGUCCAUGGAAGCGCUGGAGGCGACGGGGAAGCGGCUGUCGGACUUCGCCGACACGCUGGGGUUGCCCUUCGAGUUCUGCCCGGUGGCUGACAAGGCCGGGAAUCUCGACCCGGAGAAGCUGGGCGUCACGCGGCGCGAGGCCGUCGCCGUUCACUGGCUGCGCCACUCGCUCUACGAUGUCACCGGCUCCGACUCCAACACGCUUUGGCUCAUCCAGAGGUUGGCACCAAAGGUUGUAACAAUGGUGGAGCAGGAUCUGAGCCACUCAGGCUCAUUCCUGGCGCGUUUUGUGGAGGCCAUCCACUACUAUUCGGCAUUGUUCGACUCACUGGAUGCGAGUUACAGCGAAGACAGCCCGGAGCGGCAUGUUGUGGAGCAACAACUCUUGUCGCGGGAGAUCCGCAAUGUGCUAGCCGUGGGCGGCCCAGCACGCACCGGAGAUGUUAAAUUUGGGAGCUGGCGUGAGAAGCUUGCACAGUCAGGCUUCCACGUCUCAUCGCUUGCUGGCAGCGCUGCUGCCCAGGCCGCGCUGCUUCUAGGGAUGUUCCCCUCUGAUGGAUACACGCUCAUUGAGGAGAAUGGCGCUCUGAAGCUUGGAUGGAAGGAUCUGUGCCUUCUCACAGCAUCUGCUUGGCGCCCAAUUCAAACUACUGGCCGUUAGGAUCAAGGGAAAUUUAUAGAGCUAAAUUAUCACUUCAUCUUACUUAUUAGAUGCAAUUGCCUAGUUCUUUUGCUUCUUUAGAUGCUGAAUUUGGUCAAUUCUGAGAAAAAGAAAAAAAAAUGAAAACAUUCUGAUCACUAAUUGCCAGAUCUCCACAGUGGUAGUUACUACUUACUAAUGUUCAGCUCAGCUUAGUUUUUAUUCAGUUCAUCAUCCACUUAACCAUUCUGGCAAAUUUAGUUUAUUGUGCCAUUUUAUUGUGCUUCUUAGCCCUUACUGACGUUAGAGAUGGAAGAUAUCAUAUGGCUGGUGAUCAGAAAAUCUAAUAUCUGGUGGUUAGCGAGUUUAAUUAGAUUCUUGAUUGUCUUGCCUUGCCAAUGAUUACUGAGUAGUAUUGUAAUUGUUCAUCUAGUAUGAGAAGUCUAGUGUACAUUUAAGAUAGUGCUCCAGAUUUUCCCCAGAAAAUGAGUGGAGGUUUCUGCUGAAUACCUAAUGAUGGUAGCACAGGUGUUGUGUACUUCCAAAUCAUGAUGUUGGUGGCUUUAGUUGCUGUUUAU
Molecule: messenger RNA, 2660 nt
Organism: Oryza brachyantha (malo sina)
Lineage: Eukaryota; Viridiplantae; Streptophyta; Magnoliopsida; Poales; Poaceae
Product: protein SCARECROW 2
Exons: 2
Coding region: 145-2103 (652 amino acids)
Biological process (GO): radial pattern formation; gravitropism; bundle sheath cell fate specification
Cellular component (GO): nucleus
Molecular function (GO): sequence-specific DNA binding; DNA-binding transcription factor activity
Source: RefSeq, a predicted model, not a curated record